GGGCUAGGAGGUGACGCAGGGCGCUGGAAGGCGUGAACGCUGCGUCUCUGUGAGGAACUGAGCCGCUGAAAGUCGAAGCUAAAACCGCAUUCAAGACAACAUGGCAGGAUUGCCCCGCAGAAUCAUCAAGGAAACCCAGCGUCUCUUGGCAGAGCCUGUGCCAGGCAUUAAAGCAGAGCCUGACGAGGGGAACGCUCGCUACUUCCAUGUGGUCAUUGCUGGACCUCAAGAUUCCCCCUUUGAGGGAGGAACUUUUAAACUUGAACUCUUUCUUCCUGAAGAAUACCCCAUGGCAGCUCCGAAAGUACGCUUCAUGACCAAAAUAUAUCACCCUAACGUAGACAAGCUGGGGAGAAUAUGCCUAGAUAUCUUGAAAGAUAAGUGGUCUCCAGCCCUGCAGAUCCGCACAGUGCUGCUGUCAAUCCAGGCAUUACUAAGCGCUCCCAACCCUGAUGAUCCUCUAGCAAAUGAUGUUGCAGAGCAGUGGAAGACCAACGAAGCUCAAGCCAUAGAAACAGCCCGGACAUGGACCAGGCUUUACGCUGGGAACAAUAUUGAAGUCUAGGAAAACAAGAGAGGAAACAAGGAAAAAGAAACAGUGGAAGUCAAGUGUGAACACAGCUCCUCUUCUGCCAAGACAUAUUCAUUUGCAUUUAAAGGACACGGGGAAAAUGUUAUAAUAACUGUCAAAAAUACAUUAAAGAAAAGAAAAAAAUGAAGAAUGGCAAUGCAUUUAAUUUGUAAUUUAAAAGAUAAAACAUCUUUGUCCUAACUCACUACUGUCAAAAAUGCAUGGGCAGAGGAUUUAGAUCUCUUCACAUGGCUUUCUUUUUCCAUUGGUCUGGUAGGCUGUAGGGGGAAAGUGGCUUUCAUUCACUUGUCCUGUCAUACUGAGGGUGGGGGGUGGUGGGUAACUUUUUACAUUUUCUUUUAAUCUGUUUUGUUUGGUUUUUCCUUUCAUGAUGCUGUUGGUUUCUGAGACACAGCUUAUUGAACAACACCCUUUCAUAAAACCGUUCCCCUCAUAAAAGGUCAUGAAGUAAAACAGAAAAAAUUAACAUUGCAUUUAAAAAAAAUAUUCACAUGAUGCAAAAUUUAUGAUUUUGGAAAGAAUUAAACCGAAGUAACAUGGUAUAGCCUUUCUCCAUCACGUUAACUAUUGUGACUGCUAAUCGUGUAGACUCUAACAUAGGCUUUUAUUCUCUAUUUUUUUCCCUGACUGCAGGUGAAAUGUAAGAUGUUACCAUGUUAGUUUAACAAAUCUGUUAUUGUAUUCGGUGUUAGUAUUUUAUUUUUUUCUUUCAUGCCAUUGCUGUACUAAUUGCACUCCCCAGACUUCAUUGAUGUGCUCUUUUUCCUGUGUCUGACACAGUCAAGUGCAUUGAGAUUCAGUUUCAUGUUUUCUGCUCUUCAGCCUUUAUUUUGCAAACAUAGGCUGAGUUGGGACCGGCAGUGUGCGAAUGCUGAGGUGUUUUUGAGGUGGGGUGCGCAGGAGCCUGCUGCAAUCAAUGAAUGCUCUAUCUCCAUUUCCAAUAUCGUCUCAAUUUACUGUAUGUAAAUUCCUUUUUUUCCAAAGGGGAGAAAGAUUACCUGCUUUUUGAAUGACAUGGAAACAGCCCACAUACUUUUGUUCUUUCUGUAAAUAAAAUCUGUUGAUUAAUAAGAA
Trichomycterus rosablanca is the source of this 1666-nucleotide messenger RNA. It is a transcript of the gene ube2na, whose product is annotated as ubiquitin-conjugating enzyme E2Na. Gene Ontology annotation, molecular function: ubiquitin conjugating enzyme activity. The transcript has 4 exons. Bases 101 to 565 code for a protein of 154 amino acids. Gene Ontology annotation, biological process: protein K63-linked ubiquitination; DNA damage tolerance. Gene Ontology annotation, cellular component: nucleus. Lineage: Eukaryota; Metazoa; Chordata; Actinopteri; Siluriformes; Trichomycteridae. The record is from RefSeq and is a predicted model, not a curated record.